CGCAUGCGCACUCGGCGCCGUCCGGCCGAUUAGAACGUAGUCCACCGGGGGUGUUCCAUGUGCCGCCGGCUUCCACAGCGGGACAUCAUGUUGUGAGAGAGAGAUGGGGGCCCGGGUGAGCCGCGUUUUUCGGAACUUCAACCUGGAAAAUCGCGCUGAGAGGGAGAUCAGCAAGGCGAAGCCGUUUGCUGCCCCCAUGCACCCCACCACCAAGUCCCUGAUCCUGGAAGAAAUCAACCGCCACCCAGAAUUAGAGGAAAUAGUCAAAAGAAAAGAUGACAAACUGCUCACAUUGUUAAAAGAAGUUUACGUUGACUCCAAAGAUCCUGUUCCACAUGUUCGGGUGAAAGAUGCCAAUAUACCUCAUCCACCGGAGCUUAGACUUCUAAAAGGCAAUCACUUUAACCUCAUGACUUCCCAGAACAUUCCCAAAGGCAAAAUUUCUGUGAUAGAGGCUCUCACUCUACUUAACAAUCAUAAACUUUCUCCUGAAACAUGGACUGCAGAAAAAAUCGCCCAGGAAUAUUAUCUAGAACUGAAAGAUGUUAAAUCCCUUCUCAUGUUUUUUGUUGCUUUUGAUGUAAAGAUCUUCCCUGACAAUAACAAAAAGAAAGCUAUAUCUUCGAAAUGAAAGAAGCCAUCAGAAGCAUUUUCUACCAUGCCCCCCUACAUGUGCCCUUGUCCUAUUCGCCUCCUGAAUGCAUUAAAUUAUGCUGUCAUUUGGUUAAAUGAUCACAGUUCCCUCUUUGUGACCGAAAACUUUUACCUAAUGAGCAGCUAAUUGUGUCAGGCUGAUGGCUGAGCAGGAAAUGUUUUGCUGGUAUUUUGUUCUGCUAUAUUCUAUCAUGUAUAUGUCCAAAUUAGUGAUGAGCUCAACUUUGUGUGUUCCUUAGAAGUGGGAAGGGCAAGCCGUUAUUUUUAGACAUAUCAUAUGACCACUUCUGAAACGGUCACAGUCCUCUGGGAUAUAAUUGAAAAUAUCUAUUUAAAAAUUAAAGGAAAAAAAAUGUUUUCCAAUUCAGGUGGAAAAUACAUUCUUUCCUGGGUUGAGGCAUUUGACCUUAGAGGAAUGAUACUUGGAAGAAUAAUAAGAUAGCAUUUCCCAGGCCAAGAAAGUAAAAAACCAAGAUAAAAAUCAAGAAAAAAAGAAUAUUAUGCUUACAAAAUUACCUUUUAGGAUUGUUCUAGAGGAUGGAAGAGAGAAAGAGAGGUUUGAGAAUUCUGUUGAUUGCAUGUUUAACAUGAAAUGUUUGAUUUCUAAAUUUGUUAGUGGGGAAUCUAAAACCUUUGAUAAGUAUUAAAUCUGGAGUUUGACUAAGGAAAAGAUUUUGGUGUGGCAUGUAUGGGAGAGUACCUGAAAAGUAACCACAUCUGGAUGUAAUGUAUAGCAAGGAAACUAUUUUUUUUCCUUUGGAAGAUGACCUGGAUCCUAGAUGCCAAACAAAUAACUGUGUGAUCCUGGGAAGAUCAUUUAAUGGUCUCUGGCCGUUGGUGCCCACCUUUCUACAAUAAGAAGAUUGGACUGAAUAAUCAUCCCAAUAACUAGCAAGUGUAGAACACUUUAAAGUUUAUAGAACACUGUCCAUGUGUCAUGAAUAAUCUCUAAGGAUUGUUCUAAUUUCAUAGUUUUGACUGAAACUGGUCAGGUAGAAGAAAAAAAUGAGAACCAGAAAGAUGUGCUUGGAAAAUUUGUUAUUGUGGAAAGAAAGUUAGAGCAGUCAAGAGAGAAUCCCCCUUCUAACACUUAUCUAUGUGGAGAGAACACUCUUCAAUUGUAAAAUGGAAGUUGUAAUAUUUGUGAAGGUCAAAUGAGAUAUAAAGUACUUGGCAAAGCUCAUGGUAUUAUGUAUAAAUGUCAGUUAUUUACGUUCUGCCUUAGUUUGAAGCACUGAAUUAUGUUUAAUGGUCAACUUUAAUAUUAUUAGCUAAUAGAUAUCUAGCGAUUUAAGAUCUGCAAACAUUUUAUACAUUUUCUCAUUUGCUAAUCUCAUCUAUGAUUUGAUGCUGUUAUCUGUUUUAUUGAUGAGAAACUGGAGGCUAGGACUGUGUCUUUCUCAGGGUGAACAGCUAGUAAAUAAGGCAGUUUCAUAUUUAAAUUUUAGCAUUCUAAAAUACAGUCACAGCGACUUCUAGAGGAUGCAUAGUGAGAGGAAUACUAACAUUUUUCACUCAGGGAUCCCUUCUAGUUUAAGAUCUAACUAGAAAUAGUUCUCUGAUUUCAGUUUACAGAAUAAUAUCUGGACUGAGGCUCAGUGACUUUAUAGUCCAGGAUCACAUUUGUAGGUCUCAUGAACCCCAAGUCAGUUCCCAUUAGAUGAAGAAGCAAAAUAGAAGGACAAGGGUGCUAUAGAGGCCAGUAAGCAAGUCAGUCAGGAAAUUGCUUGAAUCUUUUGCCAACAUUCUUUAAACUUCUGUUCUUAUUUCAUGGGAGUGAUUCUCAACAUGAGUCCACAGAAAUUCUCCACACACACAGUAUAGGGGAGAAACCGUGGAGUAAAUUAUUUUUUGCAGGCAGAAGAGCAAGCUAGGGAAAGGGAACCUGGAUGCAAAUUGGGAAUUUUUGAUUGAAACUAUUUCCAAGUGCACUUUUCAAAUACUCCUUAUUGCUACAUUGUGUUUGGCCAAAAACGUACUUGUUUUCAAAAAUGAUAUAGGUAUAGCUAUAAAUAUUGCUUUUAAAAACUCAUGUCAUGGAUUUACACCAACUCUGUUCUCUUAUUUUCAUUGCCCAUUCUGUUCUGUUUGAGCCAACCUGCAAAUCUAUAAAUAUAGCAUUGGUUUAACAUAUUGUGAUGAUUUCUUUCUAGGCAGCUAUAAAUACAACUGUUGCUGCUAUAUGUUAUAUAACAUGAUGUAAUAAAAGUAGUUGCUUUAUUUAAAACAUUCAUGGAGGGAAUGGCAUGAACUUUGGUUGCUUUAUAUUGUCUUAUCAGUAUAAGAUAUCUAGCAGUGCAGUAACUUAACUGCAUCCUCAAAUUGUCUUUUUCUGAUUCUUUUCCAUUUAGCCUCAGAUUCAGAACUGUAAUGUCAGUAUAUUUUUUUCAGGCAGGUAUGAAUGUGAUUAAAACUUAUCAUGCACUGGUAAUAAAUACUGUGAAAGAAAGAAAUAAAAAAUGGCCACAUUUAAGUGACCUAAAGGGAUUAAAAGUCACUUUUUCUCUCUUA
Sarcophilus harrisii (Tasmanian devil) is the source of this 3165-nucleotide messenger RNA. RefSeq names its product NADH:ubiquinone oxidoreductase complex assembly factor 4 (gene NDUFAF4). The coding region runs from base 104 to 631 and encodes 175 amino acids. The record is from RefSeq and is a predicted model, not a curated record. Gene Ontology annotation, biological process: mitochondrial respiratory chain complex I assembly. The transcript is spliced from 3 exons. Gene Ontology annotation, cellular component: mitochondrion. Lineage: Eukaryota; Metazoa; Chordata; Mammalia; Dasyuromorphia; Dasyuridae.